CGCUGUCUUCGCUCUCCGUCCUCCGUGGGGUCGCGAGGGAAAGAUAAAGGCGAUAAAACCCUAAUCCCAAUCUCGAAGAUUUUGGAGUUUGGACCGGCGGAAGGAGAAAGAGAGGAAGAAGAGGAGGGAAGCCAAGGAAUGAAGAACCUUUACCCCAAAGGGAAGGGAAAGAUCCACCCGUCACCGGCGGACGGUGGCGGGCCGUCGUCCCCGAGCCAGGAUGUGCUCGCGGUGCUCAAGCUCCUCCCGGCCGCCAUCCUGGCCCUCACGGUGGCGCUGACCUACCAGGAUAAGGAAGUGCUGGCGUACCUGAUCACCAGGUCCAUCCAUGGCCCGGCGACGCUCGCCGCCGGCGCGGAGCGUAGGCGGUGCCGUGGGCAUCGGCCGCUCUUCGACUGCGGGUGCUUCGACUGCUACAUCAGCUUCUGGUCGCGGUGGGACUGCUCUCCCGACCGCGAGCUUAUCCACCAAGCCAUCGAGGCGUUCGAGGAGCACCUAGCCAGCCUAGAGAAGAAGGCCGGCGGCAGGGGGCGGCGGAGGGAGCGGAGGGUGGUGGAUAGAGCCGAGAAUGGCAAGAAGAAGAACAAGGAGCGGAGGAAGGCGGUGGUCGAGGAGGAGGAGGAAGAGAAGUCGGUCGAAGAGUCAGCCAUGGCGAAUGAAGCCGCGAGCUUAUCCGGCGAAGUCAAGGAAUCGUCGGAUAUCGUGGCGGCCGCGGCGGAGGAAGACGAGGAGGAGAAGAGCGCAGAAGAAGAGGCGCUGCCGGUGGGUUGCGAGAGGCGGAGGGGAUGGCCGGACGUGAUGGGGCUCUUCAACUCUCGUUUGUUGAGCCUUUGGGGUCCGGGCGUGUGAGGCUUUUUUUUUUCCCUUAUCUUUGAACGAGGAAUAAUAAUAAUUAUUAAUAAUUAAAUAAAACAGAGAGAAAAAAAAACUAGAGAUGGGGGGAAUUAAAUUUGCAGUUGUUGGUUUGGAAUUUUAAGUUUCUGUAGUGGUUAUGUCUCGAGUUGUGUAGAGUUCUGUAGUCGAGUAUGCAAUGUGUAUGCGACUUAUAGUUGACCAAGUAGCAGAUGAUGUUGGUGGUGUUCAUCAUCGAGAAAGAUGCUGGACAAUUCAGAUGAUAGAUAACAAGAGGCAUUCGAGCUACAUAUAUGGUAUUGUAGCAUUGAGGACGGCUUGCACUACUUACCCGCUGCCAUGGCGUUGGUGUGUAAUCCUCUCUCUCUCUUUCUCUCUCUCACUCUCUCUGUGCUAUGAUUUGCUGCUGGUUAAAUCUAGUGGCCGUCGUGCAUGAGGACAGGCUCGAAAGGCCCCAUGGGAUGUCACGGGACGUUGGAUGGGAAGUAUACAUGUAUCGACUGAGAUGGCAUAACAUCGUCUAUAGGUCCAUAAAUGUGCAUCUUUCGACUGUCUUUGUCAGGCAUCUACUACUGGGUGGUAAUCAAUUCAUGCAUAUGGCCACUGCACCAACUCAGCAUUCACAAGGAUUCCCUCGAAUGGACAUGUAAUGUAUCUGAUAAGGUUUCCUGGUCGUCGUCAUUUAAAUAUAGCAUCGACGUCAUAAUUC
Messenger RNA from Musa acuminata AAA Group (dessert banana), 1561 nucleotides. RefSeq lists its product as uncharacterized. The record is from RefSeq and is a predicted model, not a curated record. NCBI's taxonomy places the organism in Eukaryota, Viridiplantae, Streptophyta, Magnoliopsida, Zingiberales, Musaceae. Bases 139 to 849 code for a protein of 236 amino acids. The transcript has a single exon.